AGGAUUUCAAAACAUUUUCCAUACGUCAUAGAUUCACGAUAUAUAUAAGUGAAACAAAAUGAUAGGUUGUCGUAUUAAUUUGAUUAAACUAGAGCUUGUGUUGGUGAUAAGAGCCUUGGUAUUAAAACAGACAUGGAUAAGGUACAGUUGGCCGGGUUGAUCCUUGUAGCAUGUUUCACAUUUGGAUCUUUUGCACAACGGAACAUAUUCCAGACGUCAUGUCCCAUGGGAUGCCUGUCGAGUACAUGUUACAUAUCGACGGGAUGCACCGGAAGUUGCAUGGCUGGAUGGUGCAAAUUUUACGGUGGUAGAAACGUGGGUAUGGUUUGUACUCCACGCUGUAGCAGAGGACAGGUCUGCCAGAACGGCUUCUGUACGCGGGACAGAACACCAACAUGUACACCACGGUGUAGGAAAGGGCAAGUCUGCAAGAACGGCAUCUGUACGCGGGACAGAACGUCAACAUGUAUUCCACGAUGUAGGAUAGGACAGGUCUGUAAAGACGGCAUCUGUACGCGGGACAGAACGUCAUGUUUUCCACCCUGCGGAAGUUGGCAGGUCUGCCAGAGAGGCUUUUGCCGGAGCGCCAGCAGGUCAAGAUCGUAAAACUCCAUUUCUCGCAGUUGAAGUUCGCUAAAAUGACCAUCAACGGUUUCACGAGAUCACAAAUUUAAACCAAAGACAUUCGACUAAACUGGAAACGGAUGCGACUUUUCAAUUUGAUAAUGGCAAUACAAUUCACCGUUCACGUUUUGUUAUUCGAUUUUCAUAUCUAGUCACUUUAAAACCUUACAUAAUCUAUAGAAUCUUAAAACAAACUCUAUUAGAAAUGGUAACGAAACGAAAGGCAUCUGCUUCUGUAGAUCGUGAACAAAUGAGAUCUUAGGCUACAUUUGUAGAUAUAAAAAUCGUCACAUUAAAUGUACAGUCUUAUGUCCACUGUUUUAAUUACAUUAUGCUUUAUUUAUACGUAGUCCAUUCCAUACAAUUUGGAUUGGAGUAUAGGUAAUGAAUCUAAUAAACAAAUACAAUA
This is a messenger RNA of Mya arenaria, 1033 nucleotides long. RefSeq names its product putative keratin-associated protein 4-16. The transcript has 4 exons. Lineage: Eukaryota; Metazoa; Mollusca; Bivalvia; Myida; Myidae. The coding region runs from base 133 to 606 and encodes 157 amino acids. The record is from RefSeq and is a predicted model, not a curated record.